AUGCCCGUCAGCUCUUUGAUCAGUGCCAUGAUCGACACUACUGAAUAUCCUUCUGCACGGCCCAAGAGCCCGUCUGUGCCAUGUAGCACCAGAACAAGCGAUGAGCAGGUUGCCAAACAGUUCGCAGCUGGCAUUGCAUCUCUUCCUGUUGAUGCUCCUGGCAGUCAACAAAUACAGUCUGUACAGCAACCAGACGACUUUACAGCGCCCGAUCCUGCUUCUUUGGCCACACCUACGUCCGUACCCCGCAAGCGCUAUGCUUGGCUUGAGAAGAAGGAGCCAGCCAGCACAGCAAAUGUGCAAACAUUGUCCUCUGAUACACCACCCACGGCCAGCAUCUCUUCUCUCCAGAACACUCGUGCGAUCUCAUCCUCUCCAAGCAGCCCGCAGCCAGAAAAGCGUCAGCGCCUCCUACCGACUGCUCCCAAUCCAAAUGCUGAGAAGGCCAAGUUAAGCACUCCUAGUUCACUGUAUCCAAGUCCUUCAACCACCAUGCCACCUCCAAACCUGCGAGAUGCUAAUGCCGCCAAGAAGCGAUCUCGCCUUGCCCGCGCCGACCAUCCAGAACGCUUUCAGUACGCUGGUAAUACCUUCAGUAACCUAGACGAUUCUACCUUUCACCAGACCGUUCAGCAAAAUCCUUACCUAUCUGAGCUGACCGUUGAUGCCUCCCGCCCAGUCUACAACAGUCCCAAAGAAGCGCGCCACGCGCUCAAGGAGGCGGCAAAGCCAUCUGUUGCUGAGGUCAACUACGACAAGCAAAUCAAGGAACUGGAGAGCACCAUUGCCAACUUCCGCAGGAAGUAUGAGAAGACCAAGAUGAUGACUACACAGGCAGGAAUACAGGGGGCAGGCAACGUCUGGGAUCGUCUGUCCAACAUUGUGCAAUACCCGCCAGUCUUUGAUGAGUAUGCACAGAACGGACCAGACGAUCUAGGCAACUACAUCAAAGAGAUGAGAGCGUGGGAUAAAGCCAUCGGACACCAAGUCAUCAUCAAGAAGCGUAUUGUGUACAAGGAAGCCAUUGAGAAGUUGCAGGUCAAGCUUCACAUCCUGCAGACAGAGAAGGAUCUGGAUGGCCACAACACACGUCUCAAGAGGAAAGCUGCGCAGGCUAUGGAUGAUGAAGACUAG
Molecule: messenger RNA, 1134 nt
Organism: Endocarpon pusillum Z07020
Lineage: Eukaryota; Fungi; Ascomycota; Eurotiomycetes; Verrucariales; Verrucariaceae
Exons: 1
Coding region: 1-1134 (377 amino acids)
Source: RefSeq, a predicted model, not a curated record